Molecule: messenger RNA, 942 nt
Organism: Fusarium fujikuroi IMI 58289
Lineage: Eukaryota; Fungi; Ascomycota; Sordariomycetes; Hypocreales; Nectriaceae
Exons: 4
Coding region: 1-942 (313 amino acids)
Source: RefSeq, a predicted model, not a curated record
AUGGAAGCUCGGGUCCCCGACGAUGAUUUGCUCUUCAUGAGUGAAGAAGACUUCGUCGUAGACUUUGCAAGCCAUGACCUGGAUAACUUGCCAUGGAAUGCUCCAUAUAAUACGAAUGACGCAGCGUUUGCCGACGUACACCAGGGAACAGCCUUUGCAGAUGCAAUCGAUUCAGUCAAUACGAACUCAUUUGGCAUUUACUCCAAUCAUACCAAUCCAAUUUUAUACAACACUCAAGAGCUACCAGCUCUAGAUACUACUUAUCUUGAUAUCUUACCUACGAACUGGGACUUCAUGAUGAUGCCCACUGAUCCCAUCACUACUACCAUUGCUGGUUCUAUAACAACCACAGAGCAAUCCGAUUAUUCCACUACCUACACAAAUUCUUCCUCCCCGACGACUCAAAGCAGUCCAACAGGACUGUCACAAUCACAAAUAUCCGACCCCUUAUCGGCAAAAAAUGCCGAAAACGCAUCAAGCACAUCAACCAGAAGACGAAGAACGAAGAUGAAACCAGGCACUAGACCCUGUGACUUGAAAAGACAGAAGCGAAAAGAAGAUAAGCCUGAGAAGUGUCACAUCUGCGGAAAGGGGCACCAGUGGAGGCGCGAUCUGGAGAGGCACUAUUGGAGUAACCACCCAGACGAGGCAGUCAAGAUGGGCCUUAUUCGAAGCGAAUCCAAAUUGACAGUGACACAAGCCCAUCAGUCACCCAGCAACGACCCUGGCACUUCCGCGCUCGUGUCAACAACCUGUGCGACAAUGUCUUCUACAAGUGAAGACACUCCUUCUAUCAUGUCACUCGAUGACGAGCCUCUUUACCGAGCACCUGAAGGCUAUUAUGUCGGCGACGAGUGCCCAAAUGAAGAGGAGCAGUUCACUUUCACUUGUCCCUACAUUCACUGCGAUGGCUGGAUCUUUGCCUCUGCCGAAGAGUGCUAG